AUGCCUUCAAUUUUUCCCUCUCAAAAUACUCUUCACGAUGCAUUUCAUUCUCCAAAUCCCUACGGUCGCCGAACCGAACCGUCAAUUCAAUCACGUACCACUCCCGUAUCAAAGCGCCGCACCCCACUUCAAGCUCGUCCAGAGCUCUACACAGCUUGGUCGGUCGUCGACGAUGCGAAAAAUAAAGCCAAUGCAUUGAGUGCAGAAGCUACAAAGGAGUUUGACAAAGCUAGUGCGGCUGCUCAAGCUAAGACUGGUAGAAUCGAGUUGUAUUCGCCAAAGUUUUAUGCAGCGUGUACUUUUGGUGGAUUACUUGCCUGUGGUCUCACCCAUACAACAGUCACUCCCCUCGAUCUAGUAAAAUGUCGUCGUCAAGUCGACUCCAAGAUGUACACGGGCAACUUCCAAGCCUGGGGUAAAAUCUUCCGCGCCGAAGGUUUCCGUGGCAUCAUGACAGGAUGGGGUCCAACAUUUUUCGGUUACUCCGCUCAAGGAGCCUUCAAAUACGGCGGUUAUGAAUACUUCAAGAAAUUCUACGCCGACCUCGCUGGCCCUGAGAAUGCAUACAAGUACAAAACAUGGCUUUACUUAUCCGCUAGCGCAUCCGCAGAGUUUAUUGCGGACGUGGCUCUUUGUCCUUUCGAGGCCGUGAAGGUUAGGAUGCAAACUACCGUUCCACCGUUUGCAAAAGGUACUUCAGAUGGUCUUUCAAAGAUCAUAUCGAAGGAAGGCUAUGCCGGAUUAUACAAGGGGCUGUAUCCUCUCUGGGGACGACAAAUCCCGUAUACCAUGAUGAAAUUCGCAUCUUUUGAGACAAUUGUAGAAAUGAUUUACGAUCGUCUUCCAGGUCAAAAAUCAGACUAUGGUAAAGCUGCUCAGACAGGUGUUUCGUUCACUGGUGGUUACUUGGCCGGUAUUCUUUGCGCAAUUGUUUCACAUCCUGCUGAUGUUAUGGUUUCAAAGUUAAAUGCGACCAGACUUCCCGGUGAAGCAUUUGGUGCUGCUACCGGACGUAUCUACAAAGAUAUUGGAUUCCGUGGUCUCUGGAAUGGUCUUCCUGUUCGUAUUGUCAUGAUUGGUACUCUGACUGGUUUACAAUGGAUGAUCUAUGAUUACUUCAAGAUUUUCAUGGGACUGCCUACUACAGGUGGAGCCGCGCCUGUUGAAAAGUAG
Molecule: messenger RNA, 1173 nt
Organism: Botrytis fragariae
Lineage: Eukaryota; Fungi; Ascomycota; Leotiomycetes; Helotiales; Sclerotiniaceae
Product: putative fad binding domain protein
Exons: 4
Coding region: 1-1173 (390 amino acids)
Biological process (GO): mitochondrial phosphate ion transmembrane transport
Cellular component (GO): mitochondrial inner membrane
Molecular function (GO): phosphate transmembrane transporter activity
Source: RefSeq, a predicted model, not a curated record